UUACAAUUGCAUCAGAGUUCUCACUGAAACCUUGUUUAUAGUGGCUUGCACAUUUUCUUUUAUUGUUGACAAUGGAACCCACAACCGCUACCCUUCAGGCAGGUGUUACAUUAGGCGUUCAGAUUUCAAAGUGAAGAAUCCGAAUUCUUCUCCCAAUCCGAACUAGUUCUUCAUGUCAUGCGAAGUCGAUUGGGGACGUGGCAAUGAAAGUGAAGAUAUUGCAAUGGCAUGCUGUUUCUUCAUGGACAUGGGAUGCUCAAGACGAAACUUGUGGGAUAUGUAGGAUGGCAUUUGAUGGUUGUUGUCCUGAUGGUAAACUCCCUGGGAAUGAUUGCCCACUAAUCUGGGGUGCUUGUAACUAUGCAUUUCAUCUUCAUUGCAUCCUAAAGUGGGUAAACUCACAAACGUCUCAACCUCAUUGUCCCAUAUGUCGUCGAGAAUGGCAGUUUAAAGAAUGAAUGAGCUAAAAUUAGCUGCACCUUUGUGGCCAUUUCGUUGUAUUAUUCCCAAAAAUAGUGAAGAAUUCUAGUUUUCUUCUGUUCUGUUUAGGUAUUAUGUAUUGAUAUAUGUGAUGCUGCAACAUUUUAGAAAGUAUAGCUAUGCUUAUUUGCACAAAAAAAAAAAAAAAAAAAACGCUACCCUUCGGGAGUGCAUAGGGUAAACCCCGCUCCAGUGUAAUAGCCCACAAACCACACAAGAGAACUGAACCGCAUUAGACAAACCUCAUGCGACGAGCUAGACUAAGAAAGCUUGCAGGGGUUGCACAGAUGUUUUUCAAUUCAAAUUGUAUGCACAUUUGGGU
Molecule: messenger RNA, 802 nt
Organism: Lycium barbarum (goji berry)
Lineage: Eukaryota; Viridiplantae; Streptophyta; Magnoliopsida; Solanales; Solanaceae
Product: anaphase-promoting complex subunit 11
Exons: 1
Coding region: 204-458 (84 amino acids)
Biological process (GO): positive regulation of mitotic metaphase/anaphase transition; protein ubiquitination; anaphase-promoting complex-dependent catabolic process
Cellular component (GO): nucleus; anaphase-promoting complex
Molecular function (GO): cullin family protein binding; zinc ion binding; ubiquitin protein ligase activity
Source: RefSeq, a predicted model, not a curated record